This is a messenger RNA of Chironomus riparius, 998 nucleotides long. The record is from the annotation of a GenBank genome assembly. NCBI's taxonomy places the organism in Eukaryota, Metazoa, Arthropoda, Insecta, Diptera, Chironomidae.
GUGAAAUCGAGACUUUAUUGAGCUUUUAAUGAUUUAAAUGUAUUUGACUUAUAUCCAAAUAAGAGAUCAUUUCAGAUUCAAUAUAAAAACAAUUUAAAGUUUACAAAAACUUAACAGCAAUUCGAUAUUCGCAGUUUUCUUGAAUACUGUAAGGGAUUUAUUAUGUGACAUAUUUAAUGUAAUUGUUCACUAAAUUUCAUUAUAAAUAAAAUGAGUGUCAGUGCUUAUUGUGUAUAAAUAAUUUAAUCUCAACGUUUUACAAAACUUUAGUUGUGAAAAUCUUUAUCAAAGCCAAAAAAGAUGAGUUCAGAAGUGACUCGUGAUUGUCUAAUUAAUGGGAACUGUACAUCACCUAAAAGCAAAAACAAUAAAAUUAAAGAAAAGAAAUCAAAACAUAUGAACAGUGCAAAAGAUUCAAAAAUAUCUAAUGAAUCCACAAAUUCAGCCGAAAGUGAUAUUUACAGACUUGUAUACCAUGCUCCCCCUAUGCCAAUCGUUAAUGAAGAAUUUGAACAAAAUACACAACCUGAACAAGAAUUGACAGAAUUAUCACCUGCUGAAUGUGUUGAACCAUCAAAUUUUGAUCAUGAAGACAACUUUAAGAAUCACCGAAAGGAAGGGUUUUUUCAAAAAUUAUGUAUUAUACUAUAAACUAUUAAAAAAAUAUCUGAUCAAAUCUUUAUAAUCUUAUUGUUGUCAAUUCUUACAUUUUUUUAUUUUAACCCGUUAAUUACGGAAUUUUUUUGGGACAUUAGAGUGCAUUUAUUUGAUGAAUUGUAGUAUAAAAAUAAGUUUGACGAAGAGUUUGGCUCGAAUUAAUGCACAGGUUUAACAAAAUUAACAAAAUUUUUCCGUAACAUAUAUGUUACGCUAGCAUUUUGCAAGCAAAAAUUUUUUUGUUUCAAAAAUUUUAAUUCUCUUAUUUUACCUUUUUCCCUAGCUUAUACCAAUAAUGCAAUACUCUAUUAUUAACUAUAUGCUAUUAAACAUAAUUAGAG